Messenger RNA from Ilyonectria robusta, 2808 nucleotides. Its product is annotated as SNF2 family N-terminal domain-containing protein. Bases 97 to 2727 code for a protein of 876 amino acids. The record is from RefSeq and is a predicted model, not a curated record. Lineage: Eukaryota; Fungi; Ascomycota; Sordariomycetes; Hypocreales; Nectriaceae. The transcript is spliced from 11 exons. Gene Ontology annotation, molecular function: ATP-dependent chromatin remodeler activity; ATP binding.
CCUUGAUCCUGCGAGGGCCGCACAUGCAUCAUUUUUGCUCCCCUCCCCCGUUCUAAAUGAGUCCGUCAGGACUGGAAUUGCAUUUAAUUUGCCAAGAUGAAGCCGGGGAAGCGACUGAGAGAGGGGAGGGAAAACGACGCCCCUGCGAAACGCACGCUGCCUGCACACCACUGCAGCACUCAAAUUGCUGCCAGUCCCGGGAAUGUCAAGAGUGGACACCCACACGGAAUACAGGGCCAUGUCGACCUCGAUUAUUCUGACGAGCCAAUGACAGAAGCGGUACCAAGCAGACAAAUGAUUUGCUAUGGAGCAUUGUUCGAGACGAAGGCAAAAGCGAGCUUCCUCAAACAUGCAAAUGUUUCAGCCCUGCCCUGGUCUCGCUUCCAUGCUUUUCAAGUUGCACAGCGUGGGGGCUUGUACUGCCUGUUGGAGCUCGCCGAGGGCGUUGAACACAAUUUUGCUGAGUUGGAUGUCCUCACCACAUCUCAUUUGCGCGCCUUGAGCAAAUUUCAGGACAUCUCAUUCAAUGCAGUCAUCAACUCCGCCAGCCUAGAAAAAGUCUCCAGGAAGAAGACCAAGAAGACGACGGUUAUAGAUGUUACAAUCAACAUUUUGGGACCUGAAGUUCUGGCUGAAGACGUUGGAGAACGACUUGCUGAUUCUUCCGCGUAUCUCCAACACCCUGUCUUCCUCCAGGCAGGUAUAAGAUACUUGAAUCCGCAUUACUUUUACUUGGAUGGGAUAAUGUCAGAUCUGAGCCAUCUGGUUGGCCCUAUACAGGAGGAUGCGAGAUCUACCCGUGUUUCCCAAGGAAUUGAGAAUGUUCUUCAAUCUUUGGGAAGCGCGAUGACCAUCACAAAUUCCGAAGAAUACAAUAUCGAGAACAUGGCAAAUAACUUCUUGGCUGCUACUAAGCUAAAAAGACAUCAAAUCGAGGGCAUUAGGUUCGUCCUUAGCCGAGAAGACUCAGGCUUCUGCCACAACAUGAAUCGCGAUCUUUUGAACCUGAUCGAUCCAAGUCUUAGUCGACAUCUUUCCCCAUGCCUUGGUGGGAUCAUUGCGGAUGCCAUGGGGCUGGGCAAAACCCUGACUAUGUUGGGUGCGAUUGUAUGCGCAAAACUCACUGCGAAUGGGCGUCUAGACAGGGAUGGAGCUGAACCGACGUCGCCUGUUUUGACCAACGCGACAUUGGUGGUUUUGCCCUCUAAACAGGUAUUGGACGUCUGGGAUUUUGAAAUCAAGAGGCACUUUAAGUCACACACUUUAGACGUCGGCUUCUUUCACGGAGAUGGACGUGCAAAGACCCCCGACGUGCUCAUUGAACAUGACGUCGUGCUAACAACCUACCGUACUCUAGCGGCUGAUUGGAGAGGCAAGAAAGUCCUCCAAAACAUUGCAUGGCUUCGAGUGACCUUGGAUGAAGCACACUGCAUUCGGAACGAAGAUACCAAGCUUUUCAAGGCUGUUGAGAGCUUGACUGCGGAAAGGAGAUGGUGUCUGACAGGAACACCCAUCCAGAACAGUCUGCAUGAUUUGAGAUCGCUGAUGAGGUUUCUCCGACACACUCCUCUGAUGGGUACCAAGGUCUUUGAAAAGCACAUUAUCGAUCCUAUUCGGAACGAAUCUGAGGAUCACGAGCAAUUUAGAAACCUUCAGCUGCUUCUUCGCGUCAUUUGCCUUCGCAGAUCCGAGAAGUGUCUCAAAUUGCCUCCAUCAGUCACCGAGAUGGUUCCAGUCGUCCAAACCAAAGAAGAAUCUGCGCAAUACCAAAAGAUUCUCGAAGACUGCCAAAAGGAAUUUGAUAGACAAGUUUGCACAAACCCGAAUCAAAGCAAAUCCUUGAUUCUCUUUGCCACGAUCAUCAAGCUUCGAAGACUUUGCAACCACGGCACUAUUCCACAGGAAAAUACGGACCGGGUGUCACCAAUCCCAUGGAACAAAUCCUCAAAGCAGAGAAAGGCAUCCACUAUAACCGGAAAUGAACCAUGCGGCUUUUGUAGCACUGCAGAAGGAGACACCGAAAUCUUCGAUGGGAUAGAUGAGUGUCCACAAUGUGGAGCUUUGUUGAACACUUCGGCAAGCCCGCAGACCCAAGAUUGCGAAAUGAAACUAUCGUUUUAUGAUGGCAACAUGCUUGGAGCUUCGGGCAGAACACCGAUGGCGUGGCCUCCCUUGGCUGGGUCUUCUAUUGCCGGGAUACCCGGGUUUUCAUCCAAACUCUUCGCCGUCGUCCAAAACAUCGAAGUUUCAUGCAGCAACAGAAGCUCCAAGAGCGUCGUGUUUUCAUCGUGGCGAUUGACCCUGGAUAUCCUGGACAGAAUGUUAUCCCAGCGAGGGAUAUCGUCGUUAAGAAUAGAUGGCCGGGUCAAACCUGAGGAUCGAACAGCUAUAAUAUCAAGAUUUCGCGAGGAUAUGGGAGCAUCCGCCCUUCUCAUGACGAUUGACUCAGGAGCUGUUGGUUUGACUCUAACCAACGCUAAUCGGGUUCAUAUCGUUGAGCCGCACUGGAACCCAGCUUUGGAAGCACAAGCUAUUGCAAGAGUUCUUAGGAUGGGACAAACUCAAACUGUGACAAUUGUCAAGUAUAUCACUGAGAGGACAGUGGAGCAGAAUAUCGUAAAAUUACAGGAGAAAAAGAGCCGGAUCGCCAAAGUUUCUUUAGACAGUACAUCCAACGGGGAUGCCACUGGUCUGCUUGAUGAUUUGAAGUUUGUUUUGGAUGCAUAGAGGAGAAGAAGGGAGUUUCAAUUUGAGAUUAAUUUACAGACUAGCUAUCUCAAUAAAUAUUGAGUCGUAUUUGGUACUUGA